Messenger RNA from Thlaspi arvense, 2755 nucleotides. Lineage: Eukaryota; Viridiplantae; Streptophyta; Magnoliopsida; Brassicales; Brassicaceae. The record is from the annotation of a GenBank genome assembly.
UUUUGAUGUUCAUUGGAUUUACUCUAUUCUUCAUUUUUAUUUUUUUCACCGUCUUUCACUCAUGGCUUCUGCUUCAAUGUUUUACUCUUUCUUCUUCUUCUUCUUCUUCUUCUUCUUCUUCUUCUUCUUCUUCUUCUUAACUUACGCUCAAGAAAACGGCACCGUUCACACUUUUUGCUUCUACGAAGGAGGAAACUUCACAUCCACGACUUCAUAUUCUCUCAAUCUCAAACGUCUGAUCUCAUCUCUCCCCGAUCUAACUCCAACCAUCAACGGCUUCUACAAUAUCUCCACCGAUGGCGAAGUCAACGCCAUAGCUUUAUGCAGAGGAGAUCUAAAACCAAAUCAAGAUUGCAUAAGCUGCAUUACAAACGCCGCAAAACAGCUCGUAAAAAGCUGUCCUAACAUCAUCGAAGCCGCGAUAUGGCUCGAAAAAUGCAUGUUUCGUUACACAAUUCGAACCAUUGUAGGUCAAAUGGAGCCAGUUCCUUUUUACCACACAUCAAGCAAUGUUAGCGUGAGGCACAAGGAAGGCUUCAGCAAGGGUUUAGGUGACCUAUUAAAUUCUUUAGGGUCAAAAAUUGUGGCUGCGUAUGAGACCGAUGAGGUUAAGUUUGCAGCAGGAGCGAAAGGGACGGUCUAUGCGCUGGCUCAGUGUACACCAGAUUUGUCUAAAUCAGAUUGUGGAAUCUGUCUUUCUCAUAUCUUUGCUGGGGUUCCUACUUGUUGUGAUGGAAAGACAGGUGGAUGGUGGAUGAAUCCAAGUUGCUAUUUUAGGUUUGAAGAUUACCCAUUUUUCGAUCUCUCGGUUAUCUCACAACCUUUUUCCUCUCUUCGUUACAAUGACGCCAAAAUAAGUGAUCAAGGAGGAAACGGUAAAGACUGGUUUAAAACUCUCGUCUUUGCGGUAAUUUCCAUUGUGACAAUUGUCUUAGUUCUUGUGUCUCUCUUUACUUGCUUAACGAGGAAGAAGAAGAAGAAGACAAAUCCAAAGGAAGAAGCUUAUCCUAUCAAGCGGAAGCAGUUGAACUGGGCAAAACGGUACAGCAUCAUCGUAGGAGUUUCCCGGGGAUUGCUUUACCUUCACGUAGGCACUGAGUUUCCCAUAAUCCACCGUGAUCUCAAAUCCUCCAACAACACAAGCAAUAACAAGAACAAUUGCUGGAACUUAGCUUGGAAGAAUUGGAUUGGAGGAACAGCAAUGGAUCUAAUAGAUCCUGUUCUUCUGAAAUCUUACUCUAAGAAACAAUCGAUGCAAUGCUUAGAAAUUGCUCUGGCUUGCGUUCAAGAGCAUCCUACGAAAAGACCAACGAUGGAAUCAGUUGUUUCGAUGCUUAGCUCUGAUUCUAAGUCUCUCCAUCUCCCAGAGCCAUCGCCGCCUGGUUUCAUCAGAAGAUCAGUGCUGUUUCUCUCACAGAUUUGUCUGCACUUUAAAGCUUUUUUUAGUUUGGGGAAACAAGUAAAGCUUCGGGCUUUAAAUACGAACCCAGUUCCUUCGAUUCUUCUUCUCCAUUUCUGUAACUAUGGCGACUUCUCUUCGGAGAUUAUUCUCCAAUUCCGUACAAUCUUCUUGAGUAAACCCAUUAUCCGGAAACAGAGUCGUCUUCGUUCGGGUUCUCGAAGUUUAUCUAUUUCCUCAGAUUAUCAAUUUGGGUCUGCGACUUCUGAGGUUUCUUCAAAUGCAGCGUCAGAGACCGGUGGUGGUAUUGUCAAUGAAGGGUUUCUGAGAUGGAGAAAUGGAGGAGGGACAUGUCAUAGCUCGGCUCAAAUUGAUUCAUCGGCUUUGGUUGAGUUUGGCGCAAUUGUUCAUGAAAACGCGGUCUUAGGUCCAGAGGUUCAUGUAGGAUCUGGGACUGUUAUUGGACCAUCGGUCAAAAUCGGUCCAUCCACAAGAAUCGGAUAUAAUGUUUCAAUCAGCAACUGUAGUAUUGGUGAUUCAUGUGUUAUCCACAAUGGAGUCUGCAUAGGUCAAGAUGGCUUUGGUUUUUAUGUGGAUGAACAUGGAAACAUGGUGAAAAAGCCCCAAACUUUAAACGUAAGCAUAGGAAAUCGUGUGGAAGUCGGAGCUAAUUCUUGCAUUGAUCGAGGCAGUUGGAGAGAUACAGUGAUUGAAGAUGAUACAAAGAUAGACAACUUAGUCCAGAUUGGGCACAAUGUGAUCAUAGGAAAAUGUUGCUUGCUAUGUGGUCAAGUAGGCAUCGCUGGUUCAGAGGACGAGCUGCUGUUCGAGACCAUGUCUCCAUUGUAUCCAAGGUUCGACUUGCGGCUAAUAGUUGUGUUACCAGAAACAUCACUAAGCCAGGAGAUUUUGGAGGCUUUCCUGCUGUCCCAAUUCAUCAAUGGAGAAAGCAGAUUGUUCAAGAUCGGAUUUCGAACAAGAGGAAAACCUGAAUCAGAGAAAAAGAAAGGACAGUGAAAAGAGAUGACAGAAAUGUAGUUUUGUUUCGAAUGUCUUCGGUGAAGGGCUUGUUUUGUAUUUUACGUCGAGACCAAUUUAACGGGUUUAAAACUUCAAAGUUAAAAGUACAGCAAGAUGUGAAUUAUUUAGACUAUAUAAUAUAAUUGUCUCUCUCUGUUUUAAAGUUGGAUAUUUAUAUUUUUUAUUUGGUAGUAUUAUUAGUAUGGGACUUUGGGUAAUGGGUGCGUUGCAUUAUUCAAAAUUUCAAAAUGUAUUUUAGCGAGACAGCUUCUCUGGCUGCAAUUCAUUAGUUUGACACUCUCUUAGGCCUUGAUCAAUCAAAUGUUUUUUCUUCUA